Messenger RNA from Cucurbita maxima (winter squash), 1615 nucleotides. Its product is annotated as ferredoxin--NADP reductase, root isozyme, chloroplastic. The transcript has 5 exons. Gene Ontology annotation, molecular function: oxidoreductase activity. NCBI's taxonomy places the organism in Eukaryota, Viridiplantae, Streptophyta, Magnoliopsida, Cucurbitales, Cucurbitaceae. The record is from RefSeq and is a predicted model, not a curated record. The coding region runs from base 243 to 1376 and encodes 377 amino acids.
UUAUUCGGCUUUCAAGUAGGCUCGAUCACGUGAACUUAGGAUUAAAUAUGACAAAAGUUGGAGCAGCCAAAAGCCAAACCCGUCCCUUGCAAGUCCCCAAAGGGUCACAACAAGCCGCGAUUUUGAUCGAGUGCUGACUUCCUUCUCUUCUGUGUAUGAUCCUCCAUUCCAUAUAAGACCUACCCAUCUUCCCCAAUUCUACAAUCGCUUUCUUCCUCAUACACAGCCUCUGCAUUUCGGAAAUGGCCCAUUCCACAUUUUCUCAGGUGGCUGUCGCUGUUCCAGUUGGAAAUGAUUUGUCUGUCAAGAGAUCAGUGUUUAAGACAAAUAGCCUAAGAUUCCAUGAUAAAUCAUGGUCACCUGUCUCAGCUCUGAACUUGAAUCUAAGGGGCACUCGAGCAAGAGGUUGGCAAACAGUAUGCAUGUCCGUGCCACAAACAAGUGCACCGAAGGUAUCUGUUGCACCUUUAGACCUUGAAGAUGCCAAAGAGCCUCCAUUGAAUAUAUACAAACCAAAAUCACCUUACACUGCAACUAUCGUUUCGGUUGAAAGACUCGUUGGUCCAAAAGCACCGGGAGAGACUUGUCAUAUUGUAAUUGAUCAUGGCGGCAAUGUUCCCUAUUGGGAAGGUCAGAGUUAUGGUGUUAUUCCUCCUGGUGAAAACCCGAAGAAACCUGGGAAUCCACACAAUGUUCGCCUUUACUCAAUUGCAUCAACUAGGUAUGGAGAUUCUUUUGAUGGCAAGACAGCUAGUUUAUGUGUUCGUCGUGCUGUUUAUUAUGACCCUGAAACUGGAAAGGAGGAUCCUUUAAAGAAUGGAGUAUGCAGCAACUUCUUAUGCGACUCGAAGCCCGGAGAUAAAGUUCAGAUCACAGGUCCAUCUGGCAAGAUAAUGCUUCUUCCUGAAGACGACCCAAAUGCCACCCACAUAAUGAUCGCUACUGGCACUGGCGUUGCUCCAUUCAGAGGUUAUCUCCGACGAAUGUUCAUGGAGUCUGUACCGACAUUCAAAUUCGGUGGACUUGCUUGGCUGUUUCUCGGAGUGGCAAACGUCGAUAGUCUUUUAUACGACGAUGAAUUCAGCAAGUAUCUGAAGGACUAUCCUGAAAACUUCCGCUACGAUCGAGCUCUUAGUAGGGAGCAAAAGAACAAGAGUGGAGGGAAAAUGUACGUCCAGGACAAAAUUGAGGAGUACAGCGACGAAAUCUUUAAACUCCUGGACGGCGGGGCUCACAUAUACUUCUGUGGACUGAAGGGGAUGAUGCCUGGAAUUCAGGACACUCUGAAGAAGGUUGCCGAGCAAAGAGGUGAGAAAUGGGAAGAGAAGCUUUCACAACUUAAAAAGAACAAACAGUGGCAUGUUGAAGUUUACUGAAGUGAAGUUGCAUAGUAGAAGUGCCUGCAUUCAUCUCCUGUUGUGUGUUACUCUUAGCAUUGCUCAUCUUUCAAAUUUCACAAGAUGAGGAAUAACGUGGGUACCGCCACCGUUAUUCGACUCGUCGAUACUAUUUUUUCUUGAUUACAUAGACUAAGGAAGGAACCUUUCAGCGCCUUAAUCUGUGAUUGUUCGAGUAUGAUGCUUGGAAAUGGAAUAAACCUCAGUUUAGAAUCCAA